Molecule: messenger RNA, 4084 nt
Organism: Gasterosteus aculeatus aculeatus (three-spined stickleback)
Lineage: Eukaryota; Metazoa; Chordata; Actinopteri; Perciformes; Gasterosteidae
Product: rap1 GTPase-activating protein 1
Biological process (GO): regulation of small GTPase mediated signal transduction
Cellular component (GO): cytoplasm
Molecular function (GO): GTPase activator activity
Source: RefSeq, a predicted model, not a curated record
AGCACGCGCCUUUGCAUGCAACCUGAGACACACACGUGCCGAUAGUGUUGUGUGUUUAGAGCACGACCCGGGAGAGCCUGCGGAUCUCGUCUCCCACUCGGUCUGAUACGACUCUUUGGUCAUAUGGUGCUUGGGAUGCAGCUCCACGUUGGCUGUCAAAGUGGGACGUCGUCAAACCGCCUGCGAUCCAGGGAACAGGUGUAAAUCGCAUGCUGAAGUCAGUAAGGAACCAUCUUUUGGAGCUGCAGGACGCCGUUUUUUUAGGAAAGUUAGAAAUGGAUAAAAGUGGCGACAAGCGCUUCAAAGCUCCACUGGUGACGAAAACGAGCUGGAAGAAACCCAGCAACAACCCCGAUUUAUUUGAAAUGAUUGAAAAGAUGCAGGGCGACAGAAUGGAUGAGCAGAGGUGCACCUUUCCUCCCCCGCUCAAGACUGAAGAGGAUUACAUUCCGUACCCAAGCGUCCACGAGGUGUUGGGCAGAAAAAGUCCCUUUCCUCUCAUCCUCCUGCCGCAGUUUGGGGGCUACUGGAUCGAAGGGACGAACCAUGACACUAGUUGCGCGGUGGAGACGGUACAUCCGCAGCCGACGUCCCCGACCACCAGCGCCAAGCUGCAAUGUAACACAACGGCGACGCUCUUCCGGAAACACUUCCUGGGAAAGGAACACUUUAAUUACUAUUCAGUGGACAGCGCCCUCGGACAUCUGGUGUUCUCUCUAAAGUACGAUGUGAUCGGUGACCAGGAACACCUCCGUCUAAUGCUCAGAAACAAGCUGAAAACCCACCAUGAUGUGAUCCCCAUUUCCUGUCUGACCGAGUUCCCCAACGUGGUCCAAAUGGCCAAGCUCGUCUGUGAAGAGGUCAAUGUGGACCGCUUUUCUCCGGUCCUUUAUCCAAAAGCUUCGAGACUUAUUGCCGCCUUCGAUGAGCAUGUGAUCAGCAACAAUUUCAAGUUUGGGGUCAUUUAUCAAAAGUUUGGACAGACUUCAGAGGAAGAGCUGUUUGGCAACAGCCACGAGAGUCCUGCCUUUGUAGAAUUCCUGGAGUUUCUGGGAGAUAAAAUCGAGCUGCACAACUUUAAAGGUUUCCGCGGAGGGUUAGACGUCACUCACGGGCAGACCGGCACUGAAUCCGUCUACUGCAACUACCGUAACAAAGAGGUCAUGUUCCAUGUGUCCACCAAGCUGCCUUACACGGACGGGGACACCCAGCAGUUGCAGAGAAAGAGGCACAUAGGAAACGACAUUGUGGCCAUCUUAUUCCAAGAGGAAAACACUCCCUUUGUACCGGACAUGAUCGCCUCCAACUUCCUCCACGCAUACAUCGUGGUCCAAGUGGUGAAGCCCUGCUCUGACGACGUUCUCUACAAGGUGUCCGUGACCGCUCGGGAUGAUGUGCCUUUCUUUGGCCCCGCCCUCCCCAACCCUGCUGUCUUUAAAAAGAGCCCUGAAUUCCAUGAAUUCCUUUUCACGAAGCUCAUCAAUGCAGAGUACGCCUGCUACAAAGCUGAGAAAUUUGCCAAAUUAGAGGAGCGGACGAGGUCAGCUUUGUUAGAGACCCUUUAUGAGGAGCUGCACGUCAACAGCCAGGCCAUGAUGGGUGUUGGAGGAGACGACGACAAACUGGAAAACGGGAGCGCGGGAGGAGGGGGCUUCUUUGAGUCCUUCAAGCGGGCGAUGCGCAGCAGGAGCCAGUCUGUGGACGCCACGGGUCUCACGUUCAAGAAGCCGCACACUUUCUCCACUAGCUUCAGCAGCAGCUUUAACCACGACCCCGCAGAGAGCCCCAAAUUCCCAGGGAUAUCAUUGCUUGUCCCAGGCAAAAGUCCCAGUAAAUAUGGACGUCGAGGCAGUGCCAUAGGGAUAGGAACAGUAGAAGAGUCAUUGAUAAUCCCGGGAAAAAGCCCAACCAGGAAGAAGUCUGGUCCUUUCAGCUCCAGGAGAAGUAGCGCCAUUGGCAUAGAAAACAUCCAAGAAGUCCACGAGAGGAGCCGAGAGAGCUCCCCAAAUACCCAGAAGACCCCCGACAGCGGCCACGUCUCUCAAGACCCCAAAUCCGACAACUCGUCCAAUCAGAGCUCUCCGGAGGUGCUUCCGUCGCCCAAGAACAGUUCUUGUCUCGGUGGCAGGGCCCCGUCCAUCCCCGAGGGUCACGACCUCUCCCGCUCCUCCUCCAACGCUAGCAGCUUCGCCAGUGUUGUGGAGGAGAACGAGACGGAGGCCGCGGAGGAGUACGACACGGCCAUGGAGAGUCUGUCGUCCGCCGGGACGCCGCUCAAGCGAGACUCCCUCACCUACAGCACCUGGCUGGAGGACAGCAGCAGCAUCAGCAGCGGCAGCACCACCGGUCGUGGCGGCUCCUCAGGGCCUGCCAAGCCUGACCGAGGGAAGGGGACAGAUGUGCGAAUCAAACUGGAACGCCCACCCGAUCAUCGGUCCUCAUCGAACUGUUAGCACCACCCACACGGCCGUGUCCCAGAUCUCCAUCCUCAGCAUUCUCAUAGGUCACAAUCCCUCUGGGAGGUGAGACAAGUGCAGGCGUUUGCCACGAACGAUCAUGAGAAAGACAACGAUGAGGAAGAUGAGAGAGAAGAGGGAAAGCAGGUGGGGCUCGGCCGGGCUGCUGCUCGGUGGGGGGCAAUAGAGGAACGGGGGGGCACGAAGAGCGGCCAGCUUUUGCACAGUGUUGUUUCCUUCCACUCUUUUAUUUGCCUCUUCGAACUGUUUCCUAGCUGUUUAUUACUGUUGUUGUUGUUGUUAAUGUUUUUUUUACCACAUCUUUGGUUUCAAAGGCGCACAUUUUUUAUGAAUUACCAAUGAAAUAGUUUUAUUUGAAAAAUAUAUAACUUUGGUUGAGUUGGUCUUGUUGAAGCCCAGGUGUGCUGGCUAUACAGGGUAAAGACAGUGCCAUCGAGCUCUUUGCAGAGCAACAUAGAAGAUAAUAUACAUAUGUAUGAUAUAAUUCAGCAUCAAAGAUGGAUAUUUUCCAACAAAACCUCUAAUGUGAUAUUGAACUGCUCUGUUGGAUGCUGUUAAAUGUGAUUAUUUUGAUUUAUGGGUAAAGUCCAAAUAGAAGGAAUACACGGCUGCAGAAAAACCAACAUGUCCCCAAGCUGACAUUUCAAACUUCCAUUGAAGGUAUCGUAGGAAAUGGCCUUAAAACAUAAACAUGCAAUUUCUUUGUCCCUGGGAUUUAGUUUGGCUAAUUGCUUGACUCACUUGUACUGCAUAUAAUAAUGGAAUAGCAUUAUUAUAUUAUUUGUCAAACUAAUAAAUUCAUAUUCAUUUUUCAAGCACAGAAUUUUCUCAUAAAAGGGUGUUACAUUUGAGUUAUGCAUCAGCCAUGUCUGCAUGGAGUGUUGUAUGGAGUGUUGCAUGGAGUGUGUGGAUGAUUCAUCGAUGACAUUGAUAUUAAUUGAUGACACGUUCUAUUCUGAUUUUUUUCCUACUGAUAUAAUUUAUUUAUUGUUUUGUUUACUGCUGAAGAGGCAUUUUUCUAGUGUAUAUCUAUCAAACUGUACCUCUCUGGUGACAUGCAUCAUCGUGCCAUUUGCUUAUUCUGUGUGGUGCAUUGGAGUAAAUAAUAAUGUUGUCAUCUUUAGAGAUCUGUCUCCAAAGGGUCAGAUCUCUUUCAGUGCAGUGCAUUUGCAAUGUACUUAUAAUAAACCGUCAAUAUGUAUUUGUCUUUAAAGAAAGAAAAUAACAACACAACUACUGAUUUUGUAAAUAGAUAUUUAGCUGGAUAAAACAGUGUGUAAUAUACAGACUAUUCAUUUUAAAUGGGGUUGACCAAUAUCUCGUCGUUACUGCCAAGUUAUUAGUACAUUGUUAUAUUUCUUCCCUAUUUUGCAUAUUAUUUUGAGAAAAGUUUUGUAGAAGAGAACUAUUUUAAAAGCUAUUCAGACUGUUCUGUUAAAGGGAAAUCUCGCAGUACGUCCUGCUGAUCAUUUCAGUUGCCUUAUCAUCAUAAACUGAUGGUGUAAGUAUGAAUAGUGAAGCAAAUAGCAAAUAAUAACAGGAUUUUCAAUGAAAUUAAUGUUUUGUUGUUGUUGUUUUUAUUGUAAAUAAACAUCCUGAGAACUUUA